AUGAUUGCGAACAACGAUGUACUAGGUAUUCUAGGAACUAAGCCUUUAAAUAAUUUAAUUAAAGAAAAUUUACUUUUAGAAAAUGAACAAUUCAAUGAAAGCCUGGCUGAUUAUUGGAAAUCAUUUCUUUGGGAAUUCCAAUUUUCGAGAUUAUAUUUCAAAUUAUCCAGAGGAGACUGUAGAAUCAUAUUCUCAAACAGUUGGUUACCACAUAUUAAUCAUUCAAAAGUACUAAUGUUUAGAUUAUCAUGCGUUAUAUUUUUUUGUACAGUUAUAUUAUAUGAUAUUUUUACAGAAAUAAAGAUAUGGAAAAUUGAAAAUUUAGCCAGAUACUACACUACUAAUUGGUGCAGUAUUGCAACAAUAGGUUACUUUUUAGUUUUAAGUAUUGUAUCAAUGCAGGCACAAAAUGUAGUAAACUCAAAUAUUGACGGUAAUGUAUAUGGAAAAAACAUACCAGAAAUUGAAGACAUUAUCGGAAAUGUAGGUUAUCUAAAUUGGACAUGCUGGUAUGCAUGGAUGAUUCAAAGUUUUCUUCUCCCCACAGGACUUAUAGUCAAUAUUGGUUAUUGGAUGGUUUCUCACCCUAAUACCAGCAUUUCACUCAUAUUAGCAAUAGCCAAACAUGCAAUUGCAAGUAUUCUUGUUUUUUGGGACUGUUACUCCACUUAUCAGCCAUUCUUCUUAUUACAUGGGCUUUACUUAUAUAUUUAUAUUAUUGGAAUACUAUUAUUCAUUGGUAUAAUAAAGCUAUUUCCAGAUUCAUAUCUCUCUUUACUACCUAUAAGUAUAAAUGAUUUGUACACAUUUUUCAAUUUUAAUGAUGAGAGUCAUAUAAAGAUAGCCCCAAGUUUGCUUAUUUUCAUUUUCACAUUGUUCUAUCCGCUUCUCCUGAUUUUUCUUUGGUUUCUAUUUAGAGAAAAAAACCUUUUAGUGGAUCCUCUCCCAAAUAGCUACUUUAUUAGUAGCUCAGAAUCGAAAUGUGAAGUGAUUAAAGAAAAUACAUUAGAAAAGCUUGCCUUGAUUUCAAAUGAUGACCAAUUAGAAAAGGUUUAA
Messenger RNA from Cryptosporidium ubiquitum, 1056 nucleotides. RefSeq lists its product as uncharacterized. The coding region runs from base 1 to 1056 and encodes 351 amino acids. The transcript has a single exon. The record is from RefSeq and is a predicted model, not a curated record. Lineage: Eukaryota; Apicomplexa; Conoidasida; Eucoccidiorida; Cryptosporidiidae.